UUGAUUGCCACGUAAAUUUUGCCGGGAGAAGAUUUCCAUCCGCAGCGGCAUUUCAACGAAAAACAUCUUUCUUUUACAAGGAAAUGUGUUGAAUCGACGAAUAUUCAGUUGAUCUGUAACGAAAUUCUAGUAAAAUCAAAUUCGAAUCAUUAAGGAUGGGAGGUGCAAACAGUGUGGAAGUCCCAGGAGGAGGCACAGAAGGCUACCAUGUCUUGAGGGUUCAAGAGAAUUCCCCCGGGCACAAAGCUGGAUUAGAAGCUUUCUUUGAUUUUGUCAUCGCUAUUGGAAACACAAGAUUGGACAAGGAUGAUGACACGUUGAAGCGUCUCCUGCAGGAAUAUGAGGAGAAACCUGUUAAGAUGUUGGUGUAUAGCAGCAAGGCAUUGAGUGUCAGGGAAGUCACGCUCACGCCAAACAAGAGAUGGGGUGGCCAGGGUCUUCUCGGCGUUAGCAUCAGAUUCUGUUCCUUUGAAGGUGCCAACGAGAAUGUGUGGCAUGUCUUGGAUGUGCAACCCAACUCCCCUGCAUCGAUAGCAGGAUUCAGAGCAAAUACAGACUACAUCAUCGGAGCCGAUUCGGUGCUUUUAGAAUCGGAAGACUUGUUCUCCUUGAUCGAGUCACACGAGGGCAGGCCUCUGAAAUUGUACAUGUAUAAUGUGGAAACGGAUGGAUGUAGAGAGGUCACCAUCACACCGAACAGGAAUUGGGGAGGAGAAGGAAGCAUGGGUUGUGGUAUUGGCUACGGAUAUCUUCACCGGAUACCCACAAGGUCGUUCCCUGAAGGUCAGAGUAUCGAUAUCAGUGCACACUUGAAAGCUUCAGCCGCAGCAGCAGCCGCAGGAGAUCAAUCUACUGCACCCCCACCUGAUGGAUUUUCAGAGGUUUCGCUGGCCUCCACUCCUUCUAAUUCAGUGGCUGGUCUCCAGACUAGCAUGGCGGACCUUGCUCUUACACCAGGAGCCACGCCCUCUGCCCCGGGUGCCACACCCGCUGGGGUCACAGCAGCAGCAGCAGCCUCACCGCUUGCCCAGCCCAAUCUGAAUGCCACCACGCCCUCUCCAGCAAUGCUUGGGGGAGGGACCACGGUUCCCCUGACGACAGGAACAUCAUCCUUGUACCAGAGUCCCGUGGGAGGAGCGGUUCCUCCCCUCAACCUAGAUGUGACCCCGGGAGCGUCUCCGUCUGGUGCCUCCGUUCCGCCGCCACUUUCAGGACCAAUUUCUGGUAUGCUACCACCAGUCAGUCUAGCCAAUGUGCCGGGACUUCCCAACAUCAAUGUCUCGUUACCGUCGGUCAAUCUUUCCAACUACCCUGCUCUCAACACAUCCACAACAUCAUCACCUCUAAACCCCGCCCCGAUAGGAGGGGUGUCUCCAGCCCCCAUCUCUCUCGGGGCGUCGCCCGCCCCCGUCUCUCUUGGUGCAUCGCCCGCCCCCGUCUCGCUCGGAGCAUUGCCCGCCCCCGUCUCGCUCGGAGCAUCGUCGCCUGCGGUCUCAAACCUGCCCCCUCCUCCAGCCGUCAGUCUGCCCGGAGGAAUCUCAAUACCAGGGCCGACGCCCCUACCUACCUUACCGGCCGGAAUCGGCACGUCACCGCUGCCGGCUACCUCCGCACCGUCUUCAUAAGAAACAGACUCUCAUCAUAGACAUUGCAAAUGAAAUAACCUAAUUGAGACUGUUAGUCCUUACUGUACGCAACAUAGGAGAGGAAAGGUAUAUCCGAAGCAAUCAUCAUACAGCACGUUGCUUGAAAAAAAGCAUCCUGACAGCUGAAGAUAGCUUAUCCUAAAUGAUACAUGGUUUUGUUCCUUCAAUGUUCAGUGUUUGUUUACUAUCAGAGGUCAAAGGAAUUAAUUCUCUCAUUGUGAAGAGAAAUUUCCUCAAAUAUUUAUGAAAUGGGAUUAGUUUGAUAUAUGGUCUAAACCCGAAUGGAAAGUGUAGAAAAUAGAAAGUAUGAGGACUAGGUAUAACAAUUUGAAUAUUCAUGGUUUAAAGUAUUGAAGAAUUAGAAUAUUUUGAAUAUUCAUGCUGCAAGCAUGUCACUAUUGGGAUAUCCAAUGAUGCUAUGGUUGAUAUGCCCUCACAGAUAUCGUCAAAUAUCUCUGUAUUGCAAAAGAAUUAUGGCACUGUUUUUGACAUUAUUUUCUGUAACACCAUUUUUGUUGGUUUGUAUACUAAUUUGCCAUGGUUGUUAUCGUUUCCAAUUUGCAUAAUAAUUAUUUUCCGUGUGCCGAAUAUUUUUAUUACCGGCAGUGGAAAAAAAAGUGUCACAAUAAAUCUCAUUUGUUUUGAGAUAUUUCAAUAUUGUGAAUAUUCAAAGAUCAAAAGGCCUAGUCCUAAAAUUUGAUGGAUUUGUGAUUGAGCAUAUUGACAGGCAAUUUUCAGCAAUGUAAUCUUUAUGGAUAAUGAAAUAACGAGAACUUUAUCUCGGGAUAACAAUAUUUUGUUGUCCUUCACUGAUUACAUUCCUUGGCAUAAACCUCUAUAAAAGUAGGUAAAUAUAAAAGAUUCAUAAAAAAUCAUCUCAUUUUGGAUAAUCCAUGAUUUUUACAUGUUUGUGUGUGUUGUUUAUUCAAAGGUCGCAACCGUUUUCCUCUGAAUUUGAAAUAUUUUGCCCUUAUUUCGUAUGCAAGUGCAAGUAAAAUUUAAUAAAGUAUGUAUCCAAAACCAUAAUUUUGAAACAAAUCCUCGCAUUGGUAACAAAUUACUAUGUGAUUAAAAAAAUACAGAAUAAAUAACAAAGAAUAUUAUUUCUCAAUUUCUAAUGGAUAUGAAUGCUGUAAUAUGAAAUUAUAAUUGUCCAAAGUUGCCAAGCUAAAGUAGAAUUGAUUAAAAAUGAAUAAAGGAUAGAGGGAUGGAUGUGAGAAGGAAGGAGAAUUAAUGAGAAAAUGAAAUGAAUUAUCAAGGAAUGUGAUUAUUUUGAAUUAGAUUCUAACACGAGAUCGAUCACUGGUAUUGUUAGAGAAUGAAUAUAUCACCAGCAUGAUUUAUAUUUUCUUAAUGCUCUUAUAGUGCAUGUUAGGUAGGAAAUUGUCCAUUUAAAAUGGCUGAUGUCUAUAAAGUUUAUUGAUUUAUAUAAAUAUGUUUUAGCGUUGAAAAAUAAUUAUUAUCUGUAGAUUAUUCUCCUUUGUCUUCUUAUUUAAUUUUCUUUGUACAAUAUCAUAAAUUUUAUUCCUGUUAUGAGUAAAUAUGCAUUAAUUGAGAGAUCUUUGUUUAUUUCCAAUGCAGGGAUGAUAGUUAAUUUAAGUUGGCUUUAUGAGCCAUGUAGUGUAUUGAAUAGAAAAUAAACAGUAAGUCUUCUGGGGAGCGUUUCAUCAAUAUUUUGAUCCGACAAGUUGUCAGAUCUGACAUCUUUCCAUGAUUUUGAUUGGCUG
Lytechinus variegatus (green sea urchin) is the source of this 3373-nucleotide messenger RNA. RefSeq names its product Golgi reassembly-stacking protein 2-like (gene gorasp2). Bases 156 to 1625 code for a protein of 489 amino acids. Gene Ontology annotation, molecular function: protein binding. The transcript is spliced from 8 exons. Lineage: Eukaryota; Metazoa; Echinodermata; Echinoidea; Temnopleuroida; Toxopneustidae. The record is from RefSeq and is a predicted model, not a curated record. Gene Ontology annotation, cellular component: Golgi apparatus. Gene Ontology annotation, biological process: Golgi organization.